Parastagonospora nodorum SN15 is the source of this 1761-nucleotide messenger RNA. RefSeq lists its product as hypothetical. Gene Ontology annotation, molecular function: transmembrane transporter activity. Gene Ontology annotation, biological process: transmembrane transport. The coding region runs from base 1 to 1761 and encodes 586 amino acids. The transcript is spliced from 5 exons. NCBI's taxonomy places the organism in Eukaryota, Fungi, Ascomycota, Dothideomycetes, Pleosporales, Phaeosphaeriaceae. The record is from RefSeq and is a predicted model, not a curated record.
AUGAGGGGCCACAGUGACAGCUCCAAUGUCUCGGACCAAUCACCCUCGACAUCAAAGCCUGCCUUCAACCACUUCGAGGAGGUCCACACCAACGAGAUUGUGCCAGGUCACAACAACUACUACGAGAAGAAUGGCAACAGGACCGAGGGCGAUGGCGAAAACCAUGAAGAUGUCCCGAUGAACUUCAAGAGGAUCAUGGCUUUGGUCGCCAUGGCUUUCCGUAAGCUCCUUCCAGUCAUUCUCCUUCCUCUACUAAUACUGCAAAUAUACCUCUUCGGUGGUGUUCCUCCCCAAAUCUACGGCGAUAUUGGCGGUGUCGACCGAUGGAUUUGGUUCGUGCUCGCCAACCUCCUCUCCCUAGCCGCUGUCUGUCCCUUCGUUGGGUCCAUUUCCGAUAUCGUGGGACGACGAUGGGUUGCCAUCAUCGGGGCUUGCUUCCUCAUCCUGGGCAUGAUUGUGUGUUCCACCGCCCAAACCAUGAACAUCUUCAUCUGCGGCAUGGUCUUUUCCGGCGUGGGUGCAGGUAUCAACGAGUUGACUGCACUGGCUGUGACGUCUGAGUUGGCACCUACCAGCCAGCGCGGCAAGUACGUCGCCAUUCUCGUCUUCACCAUCAUUCCUUUCUGCCCUUCGGUGCUUUGGGCGCAACUUAUUGCUUCUCAAUCUCCUGGAGCAUGGCGAUGGAUCGGACUGUUCUGCGGGCUUUGGGCAUUCAUUGGCCUCGUUUUGACGACGGUCUUCUACCACCCCCCUCCCCGCGUCAACAGUGCUGGUAUGACUCGUCGCGAAGUUCUGGCCCAAAUUGACUACGUCGGCGGCUUCCUCUCUGUUGCUGGAAUGCUCUUGUUCAUGAUGGGCAUGCAGUGGGGCGGAUACCAGUACAAGUGGUCCAGCGCUCACGUCCUUGCUCCUCUCAUCUUGGGCGUCUUACUGCUCGUGUCGUUUGUGCUUUGGGAAGCCUACGGAGCGAAGCACCCCAUGUUCCCGAAGAGGCUGCGCCAGGAGCCACGCAUUCUUGGUCUUACUCUCGUCAUCACUUUCAUCUCCGGCGCCAACUUCUUCUCCAUCCUCAUGUUCUGGCCGACUCAGGCUUUCAACGUUUACGGUCAUGAUCCAAUUGGUGUUGGUAUCCGUGGUAUUCCAGUCGGCUUUUCUAUUCUCGCUGGGGCUUGCAUCGUCUUGUGGCUGCUUUCUAUGCUUCGCGGUCACAACAAAGAACUCCUGAUCGCAUCGUCGGUCUUGAUGACUGCGGGCUGUGGAGCGCUCGCAGUAGGUCGUGUGGACAACUUGUACCAGCUCUGGGGAUUGCUAGUUCUCGCUGGCGUCGGUAUUGGCGGUAUUGUCGUGCCUGCGUCCAUUAUUUACGAUCUCAUCGCUACCGUCGCAGCCCUUACUCUUGCGAUCCGCGUCAUCGGCGGCUCAAUCGGCUACUGCGUGUACUACAACGUCUUCAUCUCUACUCACUUCAUCGGCGGCGCCAUGGUGACCAAGCUCAACAUCACAUCUCCCAAGAUUAUCGAAGAGGCGAUUGUCAUCACCGGGUCUUCGCUUCUUCCCCUCCUCGAGGAGCUGCCAGGUAUCAAGGGCGUGCCGGGUGCGUACGAAUUGGUCGUGUAUGCUGGUCAACUUGCGUACGCAGAGGCAUACAAGUACGUGUACUAUGUUAGCAUCGCUUUUGGAGGUGUCGGCAUUAUCGCAGCGUGCUUUUUGGGCGACAUUUCCAAGUACAUGGACGACCACGUUGCUGUCGUCAUGCACUGA